AUGGAGCACAGCCAUAUCUUCACCUCCCUGCCGUCCAACAGCAGCGCGUGGAGCCCCAGCCAGACCCUCCGGGGAUGCCCCCUCGGUCCCCUGCCCGUCAUCUACUACAGCACCCUGCUCUGCCUGGGCCUGCCGGCCAACAUCCUGACGGUCAUAAUCCUGUCCCAGCUGGUGUCGCGGCGUCAGAAGUCCUCCUACAACUAUCUCCUGGCGCUGGCGGCGGCCGACAUCCUGGUGCUCCUCCUCAUCGUGUUCGUGGACUUCCUGCUGGAGGACUUCAUCCUGGGGGCGCAGCUGCCGCCCUCCCUCAACAAGGCGGUGCAGGUGCUGGAGUUCUCCUCCAUCCACACCUCCAUCUGGAUCACCGUGCCGCUGACGGUGGACCGCUACAUCGCCGUGUGCCACCCGCUGCGCUACCACACCGUGUCCUACCCCGGGCGCACGCGCCGCGUCAUCCUGGCCGUCUACCUGGGCUGCCUGCUCACCAGCGCCCCCUUCUACUGGUGGCCGGACCUGUGGCAGGGGCUGCCGGGCGGCGGGGGCAGCCUGGGGCAGCAGGUGCUGGUGUGGGCGCACUGCGCCAGCGUGUACCUGGUGCCCUGCUCCAUCUUCUUCGCGCUGAACUCGGUGAUCGUGCACAAGCUGCGGCGGAGGAGCUGCUUCCGGCUGCGCGGCUACUCCACGGGCAAGACCACGGCCAUCCUGCUGGCCAUCAUCGUGUUCGCCGUGCUGUGGGCGCCGCAUGUGAUGAUCCUCUACCACCUGUACGCGGCGCCGCCCGCCGCCCCGGGGCCCGCCCGGCUGCUGCACCUGCUCAACGACGUGGCCAACAUGCUGGCGCUGCUCAACACCGGCAUCAACUUCUUCCUCUACUGCUUCAUCAGCAAGCGCUUCCGCGGGAUGGCGGCCGCCAUGCUGCGGGCCUUCUUCCGCUGCCAGAAGCAGCCGGCGCCCUUCUACGCCGGCCACAACUUCUCCAUCACCAGCAGCCCCUGGAUCUCGCCCGCCAACUCCCACUGCAUCAAGAUGUUCGUCUACCAGUACGACCGCAACGGCAAGCCCGUCUGCAUCUCCUCCUGA
Messenger RNA from Conger conger (European conger), 1080 nucleotides. Its product is annotated as probable G-protein coupled receptor 139. Gene Ontology annotation, biological process: G protein-coupled receptor signaling pathway. Gene Ontology annotation, cellular component: membrane. Gene Ontology annotation, molecular function: G protein-coupled receptor activity. The record is from RefSeq and is a predicted model, not a curated record. NCBI's taxonomy places the organism in Eukaryota, Metazoa, Chordata, Actinopteri, Anguilliformes, Congridae.